Molecule: messenger RNA, 1650 nt
Organism: Trichomonas vaginalis G3
Lineage: Eukaryota; Parabasalia; Trichomonadida; Trichomonadidae
Product: vesicle docking involved in exocytosis
Exons: 1
Coding region: 1-1650 (549 amino acids)
Biological process (GO): intracellular protein transport; vesicle-mediated transport
Cellular component (GO): Golgi membrane
Source: RefSeq, a predicted model, not a curated record
AUGAACGUUCAAACCAGUGCAUAUUUAUAUCUUUCAAAAAUCCUAGAAACACAGCCAGGCGUCAAAGCUCUUCUCCUUGAUCAAGAGACCUUUAAUUUCAUCAGUGUAGCUAUGACAAAAACAGAAUUACUUGAAAAAGAAGUUGUUCUUUUCGAAAAUCUUACUUCCAGAGUUCACAAACCAGAAGACCCAAGUUGUACAUCCUUAAACUGCAUUAUCUUCGUUCGUCCAACAUCUGACAAUGUCGAAUUAAUUUCUCGUGAAUUAGAUCAUCCUCAUUUCCAAAGAUACAGCAUUUUCUUCUCAAACACAUCAGCAGAAGCUCAUAUUCGUCAACUUGCAGCUCAUGAUUCUCAAUCUCUUGUGGAUAUCGUUAGAGAAGUUUAUCUCGACUUCUAUCCUCUUAACGCUAAGUUAUUCUCGUUGAAUGUACCUGAUAUUUCCAUCCUUCGCGCUGGUAAUUCUUUCAAUGAAAUUGCAGGCCGUAUUCCUGAAGGUCUUUUCGCAUUCUUAUGCUCUCAGCGCGUUAAGCCACAUAUAAGAUUCGAUUCGAGCUCAAGCGCGUGUCAAUCAGUCGCAAGAUCGGUCACUUCACUUAUUGAUGAUUCUCGUGAUCUCUUUGCCACUGCACAAGAAAGCGCCACUGUUCUUAUAUUAGAUCGUCGCUCUGAUCCUAUUGCACCACUUCUCCAUCUUUGGUAUUAUUCCGCUGCAUUACACGAUUUAUUUGGCAUUGACAAGAACGUUGUUACAGUUGAUGGCCAGCAAUACGUCUUAAAUGAACGUACUGAUCCUGAAAGUGCCCCGUAUUAUACAAUGUAUCUUGGAGAUUUAGCACCAAAAUUAGAAACAAGAGUCAAACGCAUCCAAGAUACUCUUAGAGAGAUCCAACGUCAAUCCGAUGACCUCAACGACAUGCACGGCAAGAUGAGCGCUGUUUCUAAGGGCCAAACUGAAAAGGUUUACGCAGGAAACCAUUUGGACCUAUUUAAUGCAGUUCAUUCGAAGAUUUCCCAAGGAAAUUUAAUGGAAGUAUCAGGUUUAGAGCAGAUUGUUGCUGUUUACGAUUAUCCUGACGAUCAAUGCCAACAAAUCAUCGAAAUGAUCAACAAUCCAUCAACGCAACCAUUGGAUGCAUUAAGACUUGUAUUAAUUUUCGCUUUACAUCAUGAAAAGAAGUCGAAUAUCACUACUUACAUGACCAAAUUGUUGGAAUCUCUUGAAGCCAAGACAGUUUGGCAUAACAACGAAAUGAAAUACGUUGACAUGAUCACACAAAUCAUGGGCGAUAGGCAGAGAGGCCACGAAGACUUAUUCCAGAAUAGAACUGGAUUAACUAAGUUUACGCAAGGAAUAAAAUCAUUCGUAACAGUCGAAAAAAGUCAAUACGAGAUGUACAAAUGCUUACUAUACAGAAUACUUCAGAAACUGAAGGAAGGAAGAUUAUCUGAUCAGCAUUAUCCGUUUGCUACUAAAUCCCAGCCGACAAAGACUUCUAAAGUAAUUGUUUUCUACAUUGGAGGUGCAACUUACGAAGAAAUGAGAGUUGCAACGGAAUUAUCUCAACCAGGCUUCGACAUAAUGGUUGGAGGAACAACAGUUCAUUCAGCCGAAUCAUUCCUUAAGUAUGAACUUGCUCCUUAUUGCUGA